Messenger RNA from Drosophila santomea, 1945 nucleotides. RefSeq names its product UDP-glycosyltransferase UGT5 (gene Ugt37D1). Gene Ontology annotation, molecular function: UDP-glycosyltransferase activity. The record is from RefSeq and is a predicted model, not a curated record. Bases 263 to 1894 code for a protein of 543 amino acids. The transcript is spliced from 3 exons. NCBI's taxonomy places the organism in Eukaryota, Metazoa, Arthropoda, Insecta, Diptera, Drosophilidae.
UCAUUCCAAAUCGGAUCGAAUUCAAUUCUCAGUGAUUCGAGCGGCGUCGAGGCAGCGCGUGCCGAAAGCGUAUUGUUUUCCAAAUUAUUUCCUAAAGUAUUUAAAUGGCUCAUAUGGGUGUCUCUAUAUAGACGAGAUUAAACAAUCGAAGAUAUCUUAUCAGUCCGCCGUUAUCGUCCAAAUACACUGUGUAUAAGAUAGUCGCCGGCUGCUUGGGACUCUAUCAGUUUCCACUUGCACUUGGACUUGAACGGAGCGAGCCAUGACACAAAACCGGAGCACUUGGAUUGGUUGCAGUUUGGGCGGCCUCUUGGUCGCCCUAUUGGCCCUGCAAUCGAUGCCCCACGGCACGGAGGGAGCCAACAUCCUGGGCGUCUUCACCAGCCACAGUCCGUCGCAUUUCAUCGUGCACAUGUCCAUCAUGAAGGCGCUGGCCGAGAAGGGUCACAACGUGACCGUCGUCUCCUCUGUCCCGCCCAAAGUCACCCACAAGAGCAUUAAGCACAUUGUGAUUCCAAUGAGUGCCGAGGAUGAGAAAGUGCUCAAUGAUGGUAUGGCUGGGAUGGCCAAGGACAAGCCCUCGAUCUGGAACACCAUGAAAUCGAUCUUUAGCUCGCUAGCCCUGCUCGUUGAUAAGCAGGUGGACGUUUUGGAGGAUCAGAGCUUUCAGGAGCUCUACCUGAACAAGGGCAACAAGUUUGACGUGGUCUUCGUGGGAUUCUUCUUUAACACGUACCAAGUGGCGUUGGGUGCCCAGUUUAAUUGCCCCGUUAUCGUUUCCUGGUCGGGCCCACCAAUGAUGAUGGUCAACGAGGUGCUGGGUAAUCCCGAGCUGUCCAGUGUUCCCCAAAUGCAUAUAUCCGCGCCCCCCGGACAGCCUAUGAAUUUCCAGCAGCGAAUGCAGAACUUUGCCAGCACCUUGGGAUUCAAUGCUCUCAACAUCUUCCUCAACCACAAAUACAACAAGUUCUAUGAUCGCCUUUGGGGCCAGGACAAGUCAAUACCCGCUUUUGAGCAGGUCAAGAAGAACGUCUCCCUGGCGUUUGUCAAUAGCCAUGGCAUCAGCGAAGGUCCCAUCCGUCCGAAUGUGCCUGGGGUAAUUGAAAUUGGAGGCAUCCAGGUGAAGAGCAAGCCAGAUCCCCUGCCAGAGGACAUAAAGGAGUUCUUGGAGAAAGGAAAGCAGGGAGCCAUCCUCUUUAGCUUGGGUUCCAACUUAAAGGGCGAACAUAUCCAGCCCGAGGUGGUGCAAACCAUAUUCAAGGGAUUGAGCAGUCUUAAGCAGCAGGUGAUCUGGAAGUGGGAGGAUCCCAAGAACACGCCCGGCAAGGCGGCCAACAUACUCUACAAGAAGUGGCUGCCCCAGGACGAUAUCCUGGCCCAUCCCAAGAUCAAGCUGUUCAUCACCCAUGCGGGCAAGGGAGGCGUGGCCGAGGCCCAGUAUCAUGGAGUGCCCAUGCUGGCGCUACCCGUCUUUGCCGAUCAGCCGGGAAAUGCCGAUAGGCUGGUGGCCAGUGGAUAUGGCCUGCAGCUGCCGUUGGCCACCCUGGAUGUGGACGAGUUUAAGGCAUCCAUCAAGGAGGUCAUCGAUAAUCCCAAAUACGCAAAGACAUUGAAGAGCUUCUCACAGCUCUACCGCGAUCGACCUUUGAGUCCUCAUGAGUCGGUGGUCUACUGGACGGAGUACGUGAUCCGCCAUCAUGGUGCCGCCCACAUGCAGAGUCCUUUGGUUCACAUGAACUUCAUUGCCAGCAAUAAUGUGGACAUUUAUAUCAUUGCCGCCCUGGUGCUCUACAUCGUCUUCAUUAUCAACAAGAUCGUAUGGAAAUUUGUGUGGCGUAAAUUAUUUGGCAAAUCGAACAAAGCUUCUCAGAAGAAGAAGGUGAAGAAGCAGUAGUUUGUAAAUAAAAAACUUUUAUAUAAAUAAAAAAAAAAUUAAGACCACAAA